Messenger RNA from Rhododendron vialii, 2281 nucleotides. Its product is annotated as bifunctional 3-dehydroquinate dehydratase/shikimate dehydrogenase, chloroplastic-like. Gene Ontology annotation, molecular function: 3-dehydroquinate dehydratase activity; shikimate 3-dehydrogenase (NADP+) activity. The transcript has 11 exons. Lineage: Eukaryota; Viridiplantae; Streptophyta; Magnoliopsida; Ericales; Ericaceae. The record is from RefSeq and is a predicted model, not a curated record. Bases 479 to 2083 code for a protein of 534 amino acids. Gene Ontology annotation, biological process: shikimate metabolic process; chorismate biosynthetic process.
GGAGAGAGAUAGAGAGAGAAAUGAAAUUAAUAAUUAGAGAUAUAUGGUAAUAAUUGGAGAAAUAUAUAGGGUAAUAAUUGGAAACAAAAUUAAAAUUAAACAAGCAACCCAACACAGGAAGUAUCUCUCUUACUCACCAUAUUUACCCUUGUUGCAAUUUCACACAUUUUACCCAAACUCAUACCAAAUAAUUGAGUUUUUUACUCAACUUGUACGGGCACCAAAUCAAGGUAGAACCACCAGCUAACUUUCCAGACAACGUACGUAUUUAUAGUAUCUCUCUAACUCACCAUAUUUACACACCUAACCCCCACCCGCUAUUGAAGAACCUACCCCUCUCUCUCUCUCUCUCUCUCUCUCUCUCUCUCUCCACCAAUUUUUUUUGAAAUAUAUAUAGUUGGACAUUUGAAGGACUGCUACUGAAGUCUUAAACAACAAUUCAACAAAGCAGAAGAAAACCCCCAAGAGGACAAACGAAAUGACUCUCAGCAGCAUACCGUUGGCCGGGGAAGGUGGGAGGAGGAAUGCGACGGUGAAAGAGAGGAGGAACGCGACGGCGAUCUGCGCUCCGGUUAUGGCAGAGAGCGUGGAUCAGAUGCUGAUACAGAUGGGGAAGGCGAGAGAGCUGGGGGUUGACCUCGUUGAGGUUCGGAUUGACUGGUUGAAGAACUUCUCCGCAAGCCAACAUCUUGAUAUUCUCAUUAAACAGUCUCCUCUCCCCACGCUCAUUACAUGCAGACCGACAUGGGAAGGUGGUCGAUAUGAUGGGGACGAAUCAACGCGACAAGCUGCACUGCGUCGGGCCAUGGAAUUGGGUGCCGAUUAUAUUGACAUCGAACUUAAGGUAGCUGAUGAGUUCUUCAACUCAAUCCAAGGCAAGAAGCCUGGAAAGGUCAAAAUAAUUGUUUCUUCCCACAAUUAUCAAAACACUCCAUCUUCUGAGGAAAUUGGGAAUCUUGCUGCGAGAAUACAAAGUACUGGAGCUGACAUAGUGAAGAUUGCAACAACUGCCCUAGACAUCACUGAUUCAGCUCGGAUCUUUCAACUACUCGUGCAUUCUCAGGUCCCAACAAUUGGAAUUGCCAUGGGUGAGAGGGGUCUGAUGUCCCGCAUACUUUGUGCCAAAUUCGGUGGAUUUCUCACUUUUGGUGCACUUGAAGCAGGAGUCGUGUCCGCUCCUGGGCAGCCAACUAUAAGAGAAUUGUUGGACUUGUACAAUUUUAGACACAUAGGGCCUGAUACCAAAGUACAUGGGGUUAUUGGAAAUCCAAUAGGGCACAGCAAAAGUCCUCAUCUAUACAAUGCAGCAUUCGAAUCAGCUGGAUUUAAUGGAAUUUACCUGCCUUUGCUGGUUGAUAGUGUCGCGAACUUUCUCAACACCUAUUCAUCUCCCGAUUUUGUUGGCUACAGCUAUACAAUUCCACACAAGGAGGCUGGACUUAAAUGUUGUGACGAAAUCGAUCCAAUUGCUAAGGCAAUUGGUGCAGUUAGUUGCAUGAUCAGGAAACCGAGUGAUGGGAAGUUGAUUGGCUAUAACGUCGACUAUCUUGGAGCUAUUGGAGCUAUUGAGGAGGCACUAGGAGGCUCAAAUGGUUCAAGCAAUGGAGCUGUCUCACCUCUAGCCGGUAAACUCUUUGUCGUCAUUGGAGCUGGCGGGGCUGGAAAGGCACUUGCUUAUGGUGGAAAAGAGAAGGGUGCGAGAGUCGUAGUUGCCAAUCGCACAUAUGACAAAGCUCAAGAACUGGCCGGUAAAGUUGGGGGAAAAGCCAUUACUCUAUCUGAAUUAGACGGCUUUCAUCCUGAAGAUGGGAUGAUUCUUGCGAAUACUACGUCUGUUGGAAUGAAACCGAAAACUGAUGCAACUCCCAUUUCGAAGAACGCUUUGAGCCGCUACUCCCUUGUUUUCGAUGCCAUCUACACGCCGAAAUGGACCAGACUCUUGCAAGAAGCGCAAGAGACGGGAGCCAAGGUUGUUUUCGGAACAGAGAUGUUCAUAAAUCAAGCGUUUGUACAAUUUGAAAGGUUCACUGGUUUGCCUGCACCAAAACAGCUGAUCAGGGAUACUCUGGCGAAGAACACGUAAAAUGCGGUUUUUCGGUUAAAUAUUUGAUUUCGGCGGCCGGAUCAAUUACAACUAAUGUGCUUCGGUUGAUCAAAGUUGUUCUGGUUUGUUGAAGUUAUUUUGUUGGACAUCCAAUAUUCAUUCCCAGUUGAACUUGAAACUCAUAGGCUCGUUUGGUUAAACCAUAUCAUAAGCAAUUAGAAUUUCUUUUUCUCAUUA